CCAUGCCUCCCCCUGGGCCCACUGACAGAAGACGAUUCUGCUUGGCGCUGCUCCCCAUCAAGGACACGCACAGUCAGGACACGUGCAUUGGUCCGUGGUUCCUCCCCUCGCCGAGCCAUUAAGAAGAAUGACAGGCGCGCGGUACGACACGUUGGCCGGCAAUAUAAAUUCUACGUAACCCAUGAUCUGGCAACUGCUGUGACCGCGAGAGGCCCCCCAAAAGGCAGCCCCACCGCGUACGUCUGGCAGAUCGUCAUGACACUCGCGCUGCUGCAGAGGGUACCCGCGGCGCUCCGUGGGUGUGUCGCUCACUUGCAUAAGCCUCCUGUGGGCACGGCAGCCUCCCUGUGCCGAGGAUACUCCACCGACAAUGAAAGUGAGCCAAAGUAUGACUUCGUGGUGGUGGGUGGCGGCAUUGUGGGGAUGGCAACAGCCCGUGAGUUGGCCCUGCAGCAUCCCCACCUGAAGCUUAGUGUCGUGGAGAAAGAAAACCAGUUAGCAUUCCACCAGAGUGGACACAACAGUGGAGUAAUUCAUGCUGGAAUUUACUACAAGCCGGGAUCCCUGAAAGCUAAGCUCUGCGUUGAAGGACUUCAUCUUUCAUACAAAUACUUUGAGGAAGAAGGGAUUCCAUACAAAAAAUGUGGGAAGCUUAUUGUAGCAGUUGAUGACAGCGAAAUUGGAAGGUUGCACGACCUGUUUGAACGAGCCAAACAAAAUAAUUGUCCGGAUGUUGAGCUCAUUGAAGGAUAUGACAUACAAAAGUAUGAACCAUACUGUCAUGGAGUGAAAGCUAUCUGGUCUCCACAUACAGGCAUUGUUGACUGGGCUCUAGUAACGGAACACUAUGGGAAAAAUUUUCGUGACCUAGGUGGCAACAUCUAUCUUGACUUUGAGGUUAAAGAUUUCAGUUUGGUGGAGGAUGACAGUGAGAGUCAUCCAGUUCGAGUUGUCAGUGAUGGAAAGUCUGUGCGUUGCAAGUAUGUUCUAACGUGUGGAGGUCUGCAGUCUGACAAGCUGGCCAAGUUGUCUGGCUGUAGUGAAGAUCCUAGAAUUGUACCUUUCAGAGGGGAAUACCUUCUCCUGAAACAAGAUAAAGCUCAUUUAGUACGUGGAAAUAUUUAUCCGGUGCCAGAUCCUCGCUUCCCAUUCUUGGGAGUACACUUUACCCCACGAAUGAAUGGAGACAUCUGGCUGGGUCCCAAUGCAAUAUUUGCCCUUAAAAGAGAAGGAUAUAGGUGGACUGACAUUGAUCUUCGUGAGUUGUGGGAAGCCAUCACUUAUCGUGGCUUCCAGAAGCUGGCUCUGAAGUAUAUCACUUUUGGCAUGAAAGAGAUCACACGAUCUGCUAUUCCAAGACUACAGGUAGCAACUCUACAGAAGUAUAUUCCUGAAGUAACUGCCAAAGACAUCACUCGUGGCCCAGCAGGAGUGCGUGCACAAGCCAUGAAUGUUGAUGGUUCACUUGAAGAUGAUUUUGUCUUCCACAGAGAAACAAACUGUAAACUGGGUUCACGCAUUCUUCAUUGUCGAAAUGCUCCUUCUCCAGGGGCAACAUCUUCACUGUCUAUUGCAAAGAUGAUUGCUGAGAAGUGUAAGGCAGAAUUUACUUUAUGAAGACAUCAAGAAUAUAGUGGUGUCUUGUGAUAAAAUUUUACUAGAUCAUAUGAUUUCUCAAAUAAUUAUUUUUUAAAACAUGUUUGAUGGUUUUAGGAAACAUUGUAAUGGUACAAAGGUUUUUAUUGCUAUUGUAAAAUUAGUAAAAUCAAUAAUCAUACUUCAUGAUAAAUCAUUGUUUUCAGGGGCACAUACCACAUGGCAGUUACACGUAGGUUUUGCUUUUCCACAAACCUCAAUUUCAGGGAAUCCUCAUGAUUUAGACAUGUUGUCUAUUUGUUCCAUCCAUGACUGAUUUCAGGUGUUGCUUUUCUCUUCAUAGCUCACAACUCCAUCUUACAGAUAUGAGGACGGACAAAUUAAUGUUUUGAUUGGCAAGACACAUGGCCAUAUACAUGAGUUAUCUACCACAUUUAGAGCUACAUACACUUCAUUUAUUUAAAAAUGAAACAACGAGUAAAUUUACCGUUUAUGAGGUUUCAAGCCCUGCUCCACUGCAGUGCUCCGCAGGGCCGUCAACAAUUACAAUGUUAGCCUCAUUACCGUCCAAGAUAGUCUCCUUUAUUUUUUUCCUUAGUCUCUCUCCUUUUUAUGCACAUUGCAUAUCAUGAUCUUUGGUUUCAUCUUUCCAACACUCUUGGUACUAAUUUGCUCAACAGAUUCCAAUUGUGAAUCUUGAAUCACUUAUUUGAAUGCCAUUCAAUGCCUGGGAGACUUCAUCCUUCAUAUCUGUUGCCUUCUUUUCCUGGGUAGAAGCUUUCACAACUAGGAGAUACUUCUUCACUUUCCUGUCUCUCUUUGCCACCUCAGCCCAACUAAGAUUUGCUUGGUCUGCACAAAGCACAUCAACAACUGAUCCCAGCUCCUUGCAUCUUAUCAGCCCUUGAUUCAACCUCAUCUUUAACCAGAUAUUUCUUUAGAUACCUAAUUCUUGCUUGAAUUCAUCCAAUUUCUCCACAAUAUUGGUAGCCAGAGAUGCUUUAUGGAGGCAUGGGGUGCAAAUCCAAUUAAGUUUAGGUAUAUUAUCCUGCUUAAUUCCGGACUAAUGAGCACACUUCACAUGACACCACUUAGGACACAAACAGCAUCCAAUCCACUUCUUGCCAGUGAAAUGACCGACCACGACCACUCACUCACUUGGUGCUCUUAAUCAGUUUGACAAAUAAUCUAAUUUUGAUUUGGAGUUAUAAAAUGCAUUCUGCUUUGUUUACUCAUUUACCUUCACACCACUGGUCUUACUGGUGUGUUAAGGAAUGGACUAUAGGCAAAAUUAAUCUGAAAAUUUUAUAACCUGAGCAAAAAAUUUGUCAGGUCUGAAGUUUUAUAUAUCAGUUACUGGCUUCUUAAUGAAAUUUAACAAGCCUAAAUUCAUCAGAAUGCAGCUCUGACCAUACAUGUAUCAUUAAAUAAUCAUUUUCAUACUUUUUAAGUUCUCUUACACUGUAAACUAUGAAGUGUCCACAUCUUUAGAUUUUAUGGAAGUUUUUACCAGACUUGGCAAUCAUAACUCUACCCGGCAGUCAUUCAGUCCUGCUAAGCCACGAGAUGGAUGUAAAUAAAUUCUAGUCUGCGA
Messenger RNA from Eriocheir sinensis (Chinese mitten crab), 3190 nucleotides. RefSeq names its product L-2-hydroxyglutarate dehydrogenase, mitochondrial-like (gene L2HGDH). Gene Ontology annotation, molecular function: (S)-2-hydroxy-acid oxidase activity; (S)-2-hydroxyglutarate dehydrogenase activity. The transcript has 11 exons. The record is from RefSeq and is a predicted model, not a curated record. Bases 256 to 1617 code for a protein of 453 amino acids. Lineage: Eukaryota; Metazoa; Arthropoda; Malacostraca; Decapoda; Varunidae.